Monascus purpureus is the source of this 3257-nucleotide messenger RNA. NCBI's taxonomy places the organism in Eukaryota, Fungi, Ascomycota, Eurotiomycetes, Eurotiales, Aspergillaceae. The record is from the annotation of a GenBank genome assembly.
AAGCAAUCGGCCAAGUUCGUCAACUACAAGAGGUUCGGUUUACCUACGAGCUGUCGAUCGCCAGCUGGCUAGUGAAUGGUUUGUCGACGACAUCGAGGAUGAUAGAGAUGAAGGCCUUCGGGUUUGGGUCGACCCGGACUUACUGGGGACAAAUGAACUUCGCGGAGCUAGCUGGGUCUGUGUUACUAUCCUUCAACCCUCAGGCCUCAAGCCCCCUCCGGAUCCUCAGCAGCAAGCGAAGGAAACGGAACAAAAGACCAAUGAAGCUGGCCUUCCAGCGACAAAGCUUGUCGCUAAAUUACUCGCUUGGGAAGAUGCACCAGAUAAUCAGCACGUCGCCAUGUCAUCUCUACUGUGCUCGUCAUUGAACAGCGGAGGAAUUGUCGGGGGAAUUGUCCGCAUUCAGGCCGCGCCACCGCAAAUACAGAAAUCCGUGGUUAAAUCCCUAAAACUGUAUCCGUUCAUGUCCGACGCCUCGAAGCGGAAAGAUGGAUUGAAGUUCGGUGCUGACACGGUGGCAGCUAAAGAUAUUCUAGCGGAGCGUGUAAGACUGAUUUAUGGUGGCUCUGAAUCCGAUACUCGACUGCUAUCAGGGCCUUUAGUCGAUGGAAUCGUGCUCCCGAAGGCAGGUGGCCUCUCGAUGCCCUCUACAUUUGACGGCGGUAUUCUCCGUUUUGAGCCUCCGCUGAAAGGAAGCCCAGAUGGGGUAAAGGCGCCGUUUGGGUGGCUCCUGGGGUCAGAAGCCAAACUGAAUAUUGAAGUACAACCCGAGAUACCUAAACCAAGUGACCCGAGCGCUUUGGCGUCGCCUAGCAACGAUCCGCUUCCCACUUCAAUUCCGGAGAUGGUGGGUAUCGACUCGAUAAUUUCCCAGUCCCUUGCCAGCCUCACCAGGUCUUCUUCAAUUCUGGUAGCUGGUGGACUUGGGGCUGGGAAAACGACACUCAGUCAUCUCCUGGCGCAUCGUCUCCGACGGGACUAUUUUUUCAACGUGCAAUACUUCUCCUGUCGAAAACUCGUUACCGAUGAGACGCGAAUUUCCAAUGUCAAAGAUACCCUCAGUCGUUUGUUCAUGUCUGCGUCUUGGUGUGCCCGCCUUGGCGGUCGGUCCGUCGUGAUCCUAGAUGAUCUUGACAAGCUAUGUCCCGUCGAAACUGAAUUGCAAGUGGGCGGGGAAAACGGUCGUAGUAGACAAACAAGCGAAAUUGUCUGCUCUAUAGUCCGGGAAUACUGUUCGUUGAACUCUUCAGUCGUGUUGCUGGCGACUGCACAGUCCAAGGAAACCUUGAACAACGUCAUAGUGGGUGGUCAUGUGGUCCGGGAGAUUAUGAGUUUGAAAGCGCCAGACAAGGAAGGGCGACGAAAAGUUUUGGAGAAAUUAACCAGCGAGGAUCGCGAUGCUGUUCCAUUUAACGGCGGCCGAGCACGAAACCCAAGCGCCUCUACGCACGACUCCUGGUUAGACCCUUCGAAUCCUCAAAGCCGCCCCAGCUCUGCUGGGAGCGAUGGCUUCGUGUUGGCAGGGGAUUUGGAUUUCCUGGAGAUAGCAGGAAAGACAGACGGGUACAUGCCUGGUGAUCUUGUCUUGCUCGUCGCUCGUGCACGAAAUGAAGCUCUUAUCCGCUCUGUUCAAGAAAACCCGGGAGGUACAGGCCCCAUCAGUCUCGGGGUUGAGGAUUUUGAAAACGCUUUGAAGGGCUUUACUCCAGCGUCUCUGCGUAAUGUUACUCUCACAUCUUCCAACACGACGUUCUCCACCAUUGGUGGAUUGCACGCAACCCGCCAAACUCUCCUUGAGACGCUGCAAUAUCCAACCAAAUACGCUCCUAUAUUCGCCCAAUGCCCCCUCCGUUUGCGGUCUGGCUUACUUCUCUAUGGCUUCCCUGGUUGUGGAAAGACGCUUCUGGCCAGCGCAGUGGCGGGAGAGUGUGGACUGAACUUCAUCAGCGUCAAGGGCCCGGAAAUCCUGAACAAGUACAUUGGAGCCAGUGAGAAGAGCGUGCGUGAUCUCUUCGAAAGAGCGCAAGCGGCACGACCCUGCGUUCUAUUCUUCGAUGAGUUUGACAGUAUCGCGCCGAAACGUGGUCAUGACUCUACAGGUGUCACCGACCGCGUGGUCAAUCAGCUCCUCACGCAGAUGGACGGUGCUGAAGGCUUAUCCGGCGUCUACGUACUAGCCGCCACCUCACGACCGGACCUGAUUGAUCCCGCGCUCCUGCGUCCUGGCCGUUUAGACAAGUCGCUCCUUUGCGAUAUGCCUUCUCACACCGACCGAGUUGACAUCAUCCGAGCUGUAAGCGAGAAGCUCAAACUAAGCGACGAAGUAAGGAACCGGUUGGACGAAGUCGCAGCCAGAACGGAGGGUUUCUCCGGAGCUGACCUACAAGCCGUGGUCUAUAACGCGCAUCUUGAGGCCGUCCAUGAUGCUCUUGAUGACCACACCGCGAACGCGAAGCCCAGCGCGAGACCGUCGGCUGUCGGCGUCAAUAAGCAUGGCAACAGCUUCACCAGCAAAUCUUUUAUCCAAUUCGUCUACUCUCCCACAGAGCAGGAAAUCGGAUCCGUCUCCAUGCCCCCUCCUGCCGUGGUUGCGGCAAAACUCGAGGCAAUGAAAAAUUCCCGUCGACGUCAGCGCCAGCUGGAACAUGGGGCAACGGGCACUAAUAGCACGAUCCCCACAUCGAUGACGAACGGCACUGGCGGCGCCUCUUCUCAAGAUGAACCACGCGAUGAGAUCCUCAUCUGCUGGAAACAUAUGGAGCGGUCACUUGCCACAACUCGCCGCUCACUCAGUGAAGCUGAACGGAGACGAUUCGAAGCUAUCUAUAAUGAGUUCGUUUUUGGGAGGAACGGCGAGAUGCCUAAUGGCGAAGCCGGAACGGAGAUCGGUGGGAGGACGAGCUUAAUGUGACUUUGACGCGAUGGAUCGUCAAUUUCAAUAUGGGGUUGACUCGCAUCUGUAUCUAUAUUUAUACCUAUUCUUGCGUGUCUGUUUAUAUCUAUACACCGUCUAUAUCCCUUCAGCCUUUUGAUAAGGGGGCUUUGGUUCGGAUGCUCGUUUGUUCUGCAUCUAUGUCUGCCUUGUAUGGCAUGCUACCUGCGUCAACUGUCCUGCAUGUACAAUGACUAGACUGCUCUGCUCUGUAUGACUCUUCUCUGUGGUAUGUAGUGGUAAUUCUCAUAAGGGACAUUUUCCUUGUGGCAAUGAGAUAUAUAUCGAUGGAUGAAUUAGAAUCAUUUAAAAAACAACUUUUUUC